AUGAUUCCCGAAAUCACCGCCAAGUAUGACUGGAUCCUGGCCAUCACCUCGAUCGCCUUUGUCUUCAGUGCCUUCGGAAACGGUGCCAACGAUGUGUCCAACUCGUAUGCCACCUCGGUUGCGGCUCGCACCUUGACCGUCUGGCAGGCGGGUAUCCUGGCCGUCAUCACCGAGUUCGUCGGUGCGGUGGCCCUGGGAGACCGUGUCACCAGUACCAUCAAGUCCAGCAUCAUCACCCCCGAUCGCUUUAUGGGGAAGCCCGGCACUUUCAUGCUGGCCAUGGGAUGUGCCGAGGUCGGCAGUGCCUUCUGGUUGAUGUUCGCCACCAGCAAGGGAAUGCCCGUGUCGACGACGCAGACCGUCGUCGGUGCCCUCAUUGGUGUUGGUUUCGCCUCUCAGGCAGACAUCACUUGGGCCUGGAAAAAGGGCAGUGUUUCCCAAACCGCCGCCUCUUGGGGAAUCGCUCCCGGUAUUGCCGCCUGCUUCUCGGCCCUCAUCUUCGGCAUUCUCAAGUACUCGGUUUUGGAGCGCAAGGACCCGUUCAAAUGGGCCAUGCGCCUCAUUCCCGUCUAUCUUUCCGUCACCGGUGCCAUUCUCGCCCUCUUCAUCGUCGUUGAGGCCCCAACCGCGCCCUCUCUGGAAGAGUUUGGAGCCGGAAAGGCCGCCGGUAUCAUCCUGGGUGUCUUCGGUGGAUGUCUCCUCAUCUCGGUCGUCUUUUUCAUGCCCUACUUCCGCCGCCGCCUUAUCAUGCAGGACAGCCGGAUCCGCUUCUACCACCUCCCCUUGGGCCCCUGGCUCCUGAAGGAGAACUGCCCGAUCUACUUCCCCGCAAAGGGAGAAACGGUCGUGACCAACUACUACGAAGACGCCUUUGGGGAGGUCCGCGCCGGCGAGGGCGCUGCGGAGAAGAACCCGUCGCCCGAACUCCCUCACGACAGCAAAGAGCCCACGGAUCUCGAGCGCAUCGCCGAUUCGGUCCAGUCGAGCCCCGAAAUCAAGCCCCGCAAGCGCAUCGUCCAGCCGGAGGAGCGUUUCCUCGACCCGGUCAAGGACCUCUCCUGGUUCCACCCUAUGAAGUACUGGGGCUGGACCAAGUUCAUCCUGCUCCAGGGUGUCACGCGCGAUGUCAUCUCCCACGACUCGGAAAAGCUCCGUGACAUCCACUCUCGUGCCCGCCGCUAUGACGUCCGCGUCGAGCAUCUCUGGACCUACUGCCAAGUGGUCUCCGCCAUGAUGAUGUCGAUCGCGCACGGUUCCAACGAUGUCGCCAACGCCGUCGGUCCCUGGGCUGGUUCCUAUGCGACCUACAAGUCUGGUGCCGUCAACACCAAGGCCGAUACUCCCGUAUGGUUCCUGGUCAUUGCGGGUCUGCUGCUCGGUGCUGGCUUCUGGUUCUACGGUUACCACGUGCUGCGCUCCCUCGGAAACAAGAUCACCCAGAUGUCGCCCACCCGUGGCUUUGCCACAGAGUUGGGCGCGGCCAUCACGGUUCUGCUCGCCUCGCGCCUGGGUCUACCCGUCUCGACCACCCAGUGCCUGACUGGUGCCGCGAUGGGUGUUGCGCUGAUGAACUAUGACCUGAAGGCCGUCAACUGGAUGCAGCUGCUGUACAUUUUCUCUGGUUGGGUGUUGACUCUUCCCUGUGCUGCAUUGAUUUCCGGCUUGAUCUGCCUGAUGGCCUUGAAUGCCCCCCAUUUCUAA
Aspergillus terreus NIH2624 is the source of this 1701-nucleotide messenger RNA. RefSeq names its product inorganic phosphate transporter. The transcript has a single exon. Gene Ontology annotation, biological process: phosphate ion transmembrane transport. The record is from RefSeq and is a predicted model, not a curated record. Lineage: Eukaryota; Fungi; Ascomycota; Eurotiomycetes; Eurotiales; Aspergillaceae. The coding region runs from base 1 to 1701 and encodes 566 amino acids. Gene Ontology annotation, cellular component: membrane.